Messenger RNA from Rasamsonia emersonii CBS 393.64, 516 nucleotides. RefSeq lists its product as uncharacterized. Lineage: Eukaryota; Fungi; Ascomycota; Eurotiomycetes; Eurotiales; Trichocomaceae. The record is from RefSeq and is a predicted model, not a curated record. The transcript has 3 exons. Bases 1 to 516 code for a protein of 171 amino acids.
AUGCCGUCUGCGCAGGAGAGCCCAACUUCGACAAAGUCACCAGGAAAGAGGCCUCUUGUGAGGAAUCUACCACAUCACCAAAGAAGCAGAAGCUGUGCGAUGAAGCAACAACGCAAAAAUUACUACGAAAGGGACGAUUGGAUAGACCUCACCAUCGCUUUUCCCCUUGCGCAGCUCCCAUUUAGUGGCACAUUCUCUGGCAAGUGCUCACAGGAAUACGUUACGUAUGGUCUGGAGCCAGCUGAAUCACUUUUGGGAGCCGAAGCCGAACGGGCGACGGAACCAUCCGGACGCCUUCCUCACCGAUCUCGAGUCGGCCAAGAAGUAUCUUCGCGACACGGCAUCGACCUCCUACUAUUCCUCGGGGACGGCGGCGAUGCUUCCAGAGGACAAGGGCGGGGUGGUGAAUCCGAAGCUGGUGGUGUAUGGCAACACGAAUCUGCGGGUUGUCGAUGCGAGCAUCUUCCCGUUGAUUUCGCGCGGCAACACGAUGACGACGGUGUAUGCUGUGGCUGA